UGUGUCGUAAAAGCCAUAGUGUUGGAGCCACUUGAGAUGAAAGAGAUACGUAUCGAUGCUAAUGCUUUUACUAAAAUGAGAAGGUUGAGAUUGCUCAUCAUGCGCAAUCUUACUUUCCAAGGUCCGGUUUGUCUUCCAAAUUGGUUAAGAUGGUUUGAAUGGCCUAGUGCUCUCUCGAUUCUAGAAUUUUUCUCUGGUCCUAAGAAAUUAGUGGGACUUAAUCUGCGUGAAGGCAAUAUGACAAUAGUGCCAAAACAACUUAAGGACUUCCAAAAUUUGACCUAUGUUAAUUUCAGCAAAUGUGAGUCCUUGGCUCUUAUGCCUAACCUCUCAUGUACUCCAAAUCUCCAAGAGUUGGAUCUCUAUGGUUGCAAAAACUUGGUAGAAGCCCACGAGUCGAUUGCAUAUCACGAUAAGUUACAAGUGUUGAAUUUAUAUGGGUGCUCUGAACUUAGUUUUUUUCCAAAUGUGCUCAAGUCAAAAAAUCUCAAAGACCUUGAUCUUGGUAAUUGCACAAAAUUUGAAAGGUUCCCUGAUAUUCCAUAUAAGCUCGAAGGCCUCAAAGAGCUUAAUUUACUAGGGACCGCUAUUAAAGAACUUCCUGCAUCAAUAGAAAAUAUUGUAUCUUUGGAGAGAAUGUGCUUAGAUUUUUGCAAGAACCUGAUAAGUCUUCCUUCAAUCAUCUACAAGUUACAAAACAUUGAGAACUUGGAAGUUGCACAAACUUAAUUGAGUUUCCAAAGUACGAGGAUUCUGUUGAUCCAUGCAUGAAGAUCGGACUUUCAAAUUUACGCUUGUUAAGCCUUUCAGAAUGUAAUCUGUCUGAAGUCGAGUUUCUUGAAAAUAUUUCCUGUUUUCCCCACUUGAGUAAGUUAUAUCUAUUGGGGAACAGUAUUACUAAUCUUCCUACAUCCAUCAAUAAACGUGAUCAUUUGUCCAUAUUGAGAGUUUCAAAUUGCCAUCAAUUACAAGAGAUUCCUGAACUUCCACCAUCUCUGAUUAGUCUUUCGGCAGAUAAUUGUGAAUCCGUGCGAACAAAUGAGGAUUUAAC
Messenger RNA from Eucalyptus grandis, 1051 nucleotides. Its product is annotated as probable WRKY transcription factor 19. The record is from RefSeq and is a predicted model, not a curated record. Bases 37 to 729 code for a protein of 230 amino acids. The transcript is spliced from 2 exons. NCBI's taxonomy places the organism in Eukaryota, Viridiplantae, Streptophyta, Magnoliopsida, Myrtales, Myrtaceae.